ACCUUCUACAAAACCGAACUAAGAAGCCCAAAAGAAGGCCCAAAACCACCAUAAAAUGCCCUUUUUCCCGCCAAGAAAAAACUAAGGGGCGCGAAAUUCCAUUUCUUUCACAACAACAACAACUACUACUACCUCACUGCGUUUAUGUUUCGCUCUGCAAAAACCUAAAAACUCAAAUUGGAUCGAAAAUCGACUCAAAUAAAAAGAAAUGAAGGGUGGAACGGUUCAGAUUAUCUGGCACGAAAGUAAACCCGUCUUAACCCUUGAUUUCCACCCUCUCUCCGCCACUCUCGCCACGGCCGGCGCUGAUUUCGACAUCAAGUUAUGGUCAGUAAAAUCAGCAGGAACACAGAAGAAGCUUCCAUCAGUUUCGUAUCUCAAUAGCCUUUCUUACCACAGUUCCGCUGUUAACGUUAUUCGGUUUUCUUCUUCUGGCGAACUUUUAGCUUCUGGUUCUGAUGGAGGUGAAAUGAUAAUAUGGAAGCUACAUUCUAUGGAUGCUGGCCAGAUUUGGAAGGUUUUCAAGACGUUAAGAUCUCACCACAAGGACAUUAUGGACCUGGAGUGGUCUACUGAUGCUGCAUAUAUCAUAUCCGGAUCAGUUGAUAAUAGUUGCAUUAUAUGGGAUGUUAACAAAGGAACCAACCUUCAGACGUUGGAUACCCAUGCACACUAUGUUCAGGGGGUAGCAUGGGACCCUGUAGGACAGUAUGUUGCUUCUCUGAGUUCUGACCGGACUUGCCGAAUUUACAUCAAUAAGCCGCAUAAAUCAAAGGGCGUUGAAAAAAUUAAUUAUGUUUGCAAGCAUGUUAUUUCCAAGGCAGAACAGCCAUUGUUAAAGAAUUCUAAGUCGGCAAAAUAUCAUCUCUUCCAUGACGAAACAUUGCCAUCUUUCUUCAGAAGAUUGACCUGGUCUCCUGAUGGUUCAUUUCUGCUUGUGCCUGCAGGUUCUUACAAAAUUAGUACUGCAUCGGAAUCUAUUAAUGCGGCUUAUAUAUUUUCUAGAAAAGAUCUUUCUCGGCCUGCUAUACAGCUUCCUUGUGCAAGCAAAGCUGUUGUAGCUGUCCGGUUCUGUCCAGUAUUUUUUAACCUUAGGGGAACAAACUCAGCAGGGUUAUUUAAGCUCCCAUAUCGCAUUGUAUUUGCUGUGGCUACAUUGAAUUCAUUGUACAUUUAUGACACUGAGAGCACUUCUCCAAUAGCUGUAUUUGCUGGUCUUCACUAUGCACCAGUAACAGAUAUUACCUGGUCACCCGAUGCCCAUUAUUUAGCAUUCUCCUCACAAGAUGGUUUCUGCUCUUUGGUGGAGUUCGAAAAUGGCGAACUUGGGUCACCUUACUGUAUAUCAAGAAAUGUCUCAGACAAGGAUAAUAAAAGCACCCUGCCGACAGAUAGCAACGAUGUUGUACCAACUGGCAGUGUCAGUGCAGUUGUAGCCGAGAGCAGGAAAACGGAAGCAGAAGAAAAGGCUGAUGACAUGGACAUUGAUGCACGUAGGGAUAUUGGUGCAGCCACAUCAGGAAGCAGAAAAACUGUCACACAAGAUAAGGCCGAUGACAUGAUCAAGUCAACUGGGAGUGUUAGUGCAGUUAUAGCAGAUAGUAGGAAAAAUGAAGCAGAAGUGAAUGCCGAUGACAUGAUCAUCGAUACAACUGGAACUGAGAAUAUUGGAGCAGCUCCAUUAGAUAAUAGGAAAACUGAAGAUACGGCAGAGAAACAACUUAGUAGUUCAGGUAGUGUUAAUUUUGGAGCUGAAGAGAAGGCAUUGAAACUACCAGUUAAUCCAGACAGUAAGCAAAGUGAAGCAGAAGAGAAGAGUGAUAAACCCCAAUCAAGUUUAGAUUGCAUAAAAUCAGGGCCAGAAGAGAAGACAGGGAAACAGUUAUCGAGUUCAAAGAGUACGCCUGUAUCAAAUAAGCCAGCCAAGAAGCGCAUUACUCCUAUCGCAAUUGAUCCAUGAUUUUUCAAUGCCUGAGAAAUUCCAUUAACGUCCGCCUGUGUACAUCUCUUUUUUGCGCGGCUAACAUUUCCAGAACAUCCCCCCUCUGGUUUUUCCUGUUUUGGUUUAUAUAUUCUGUAACAUAAAUUACAAUAUAACGAGAUAAUGAUCUUCAUUUUGGAGACCACCUAUUGAACAUGUUCUUGUCCUAGUGUCCUAUUGCAUGUAUCAUUGCCAUAUCUAGGCAAGGCAAUACAAAAUAUCAUUUAUUCAUGUAUUUAUUUAUGGAGUAUGAUUUUUGUGAGGUUAAGAUAAGACUUGCUUAAUUUAAUAA
Messenger RNA from Cicer arietinum (chickpea), 2273 nucleotides. Its product is annotated as chromatin assembly factor 1 subunit FAS2. Gene Ontology annotation, cellular component: CAF-1 complex; nucleus. Gene Ontology annotation, molecular function: protein binding. Gene Ontology annotation, biological process: nucleosome assembly; DNA replication-dependent chromatin assembly. NCBI's taxonomy places the organism in Eukaryota, Viridiplantae, Streptophyta, Magnoliopsida, Fabales, Fabaceae. The record is from RefSeq and is a predicted model, not a curated record.